AUGAGUAGCACCAUUGCAGAUCUCUUCUUCAAGGACCAGUUUCACGGUCGUGAUGGAGAGGAUCUUGGGCCUUUUGUCAAUAACCGCAACGCCAACCAGGACCCUUCGCCAAUGAACCAGAGAGUCACCGCCAGUAUCACACCAGAAUCGUUACAAUCAUACCAUAAUAUGUCUCAAGAAAGGCAGUUAGCAGAGUCUACAAAUAAGGAAGGUGGUUUGCUGGAGUCUCCGUUUGAUUUUAGUGAUUACGACGAGUCGAUCAACUUUGGCGUCGCACCAGUAUCCCAGGAACAGCCACAGCAGCAGCAGAAUCAGCAGCGGGAUCCAGCGAGUGGGGCAGUAUUUGAUGCUUCCGAAAGUGCCGUUAAAUCUGAGUAUUCGCCCAUCUUCCCGAUCUCUGUAACUCCUUCCGCUUCUCAGUCGUCCUCCUCAGCUACUAAGAACGAAUUCGUUGACUUUUUAAAUGAUGAAUUAGUUCGUGACGAGAGUGGCAUGAGCAUGGGAUCUGUGGAAAUGCAUGAAACAAGCUGCAAAGUUGGUAAGAAGCGUAAGGAGAAGAUUUCACACAAUAUUAUCGAGAAGAAAUAUAGAACAAACAUUAAUGAUAAGAUAUUUCAGCUGCGAGAGAUUGUACCCACCCUCAGAUUUGCCCAUAAGAACUGCCGUGGAAUGCCCAUAUUGGCGCAAGACGCGGAAGAUUUAGAUGGAUUGGAGCCCGCAAGAAAACUGAACAAAGUUUCAAUUCUGAUGAAGACUAUCGAGUACAUACAGCAUCUCGAGUCUAAGUGUGCCGCAUACCGAUUUGAAAAUCAGCAGUUGAAAGAUAAUAUUCCCAGACAAGAUAACUUGUAUCAGCAAACAACAGCACCAACAGCAGCAUUGGCCGCUGCUGCACCAGCAAUAAUACCAGGUAGCCAGCGCGCUACAAAUAACAGUAAUACUAUUCCCUCCCACAUCGCUGGCCAAUUCCAUGGUCAAUUUUACGGGUCGCCCACGUAUAGUGAAGCACCACCCUCAUCAUCGCGACAGCAAGAUGCUGUUCCAAAUAACAACAGCUACUACAACAGUGAUUACGCCUCCAAAAUUCUGAUGGGUGGCAUGGCUCUGACAAUGGGGGCCACUUGUUUUGGUGAGAACGGCGGAGAUAUGGGAGCUGCUCGCGCCCUUUUCGCAAUGCCUGUGUUUCGCUUUUCUGCCCAAAACGGGUUUGUAAUAUUAAACUCAUAUGGCACCAUUGACUUACAGUCUUCAAUCUUUUCAUUGUUAAGGCUGUCGCUAGUUCUCAUCACUGGUGUUUACCUUCUUAAUUGCUUGCUGUUUGCUGGCAAAAACAGUGGAAAGAAGCACGAUUCAGAGACCUCUUCGAUAUUUGCAACCAAAGAUACAGUUCAGUUCGACUCGAUAGAUCACCUAAAGCAAACUUUAUGGAAAACGCUCGUAAUCAACAGGCUGAAAUACAGGUUGAAUUCGAUGGAACGAAUCGAAUCAAAGAUUGCUAAAUGUUUUGCCAUUAGAGUCUACUUUCAGAAAUCCAGUCUUCCGUGGUCGGCUUUUUCUGAGAAGUAUGUUGAUAAAUUAUGGAAAGGAUUGAGAAAUCAAAUCAAUGCCGCAAACGUCAAAAGUAAAGGUUUACUGAGAAUGGGACUGGAGUGGGAUAUGAUCACCAAUAUCACUACUGUCGGAAGGGAAAUGACCUUGGACAACUCAAAACUUUUGAAAGUAUUGUCAAGCGAUGAAAAAGAAUACGACUUGAAAGAAUUCAUCUCUCUGCUAAAUUCAUACAUCUUGAAGGAGCAAACUGAAGAUAUGCUGUCUUCUCUUCUCGAGAAGCUGGUUAGCAGUGACUUCAAUAAAUGGAAUGGCAUUAUUGGCAGUUUCAGAGGUGAUGAGUUUCGCCACAACGAGAUUUUGAAGUCUAUACCUGAGAAGUACCUUGCUCUCGAUUGCCUCCUCAGACCUGAUAAGGAAAGCUGCGAUAAGCUUUCGAAAUGGAUUAGGGCGAACAAAGAAGAAACUUUGGAAGAUCUUUUGAAUGAGAAACUAGUCCUUUACGGAUCGAUUGUUAGGCGCUUGAUUGAACUGAAACAAUAUGAUCAAUGCGAAAAGCUUUUGAAGAGGAUGCCCUUGCAGGUGCUGGAAAUCUGGAGGAAUUCGAUAUCUAUGGUCGGCUUUACUUCAAUGUACUUGAUGCUGAACUCUGUCUUUGAAAAUAUAUCAAGCUUUAGGCAACAUUCGAUGAUGCUAGAGACUGCUUGCGGUGAGGUCAGAGUUUGGUUAGGGUCUUCUCCAGGUGAUAUAGUGAAUUUCUCGUUGAGAUCCAGAAUGAUUGCCUACUGCAUAGAAAAAUCGUUGUUAUGCGACUCACUAACGCAGUUCGACGACGACACUGAAGAGUUGGACGAUGACAAGCUUGAUGGCGAAAGUAUUGACAAGGAUGACGAUACGACGGAUUUUGAAGAAUAG
Molecule: messenger RNA, 2463 nt
Organism: Torulaspora globosa
Lineage: Eukaryota; Fungi; Ascomycota; Saccharomycetes; Saccharomycetales; Saccharomycetaceae
Gene: HMS1
Product: Hms1p
Exons: 1
Coding region: 1-2463 (820 amino acids)
Molecular function (GO): protein dimerization activity
Source: RefSeq, a predicted model, not a curated record